Molecule: messenger RNA, 3582 nt
Organism: Puma concolor (puma)
Lineage: Eukaryota; Metazoa; Chordata; Mammalia; Carnivora; Felidae
Source: RefSeq, a predicted model, not a curated record
AUGAGAGGUCUCCCGAGAUCUGCCCGUGUGCUUUUUCAGCACAUCGCACUGCCUUUACCUUGCCCUUUGUCUAUGCUUCAGCUCUGUUGCGUCCUCUGCACACAACUGCGUCCCCAUACUCGUGUUGCCCACCUCUGUUAUGAGAAGACAGAUGAUGUUUCAGAGAAGACUUCACUGGCUGACCAGGAGGAAAUACGGACUAUAUUCAUCAACCAGCCCCAGCUGACAAAAUUCUGCAAUAACCAAGUCAGCACUGCGAAAUACAACAUAAUCACCUUCCUUCCAAGAUUUCUCUACUCUCAGUUCAGAAGAGCUGCUAACUCAUUUUUUCUCUUUAUUGCACUGCUGCAGCAAAUACCUGAUGUAUCACCAACAGGUCGCUACACAACACUGGUUCCUCUCUUAUUUAUCUUAGCUGUGGCAGCUAUCAAAGAGAUAAUAGAAGAUAUUAAACGACAUAAAGCUGAUAAUGCAGUGAACAAGAAACAGACACAAGUUUUGAGAAAUGGUGCUUGGGAAAUUGUGCACUGGGAAAAGGUGGCAGUAGGGGAAAUAGUGAAAGUGACCAAUGGGGAACAUCUCCCAGCAGAUCUCAUCAGCCUGUCCUCAAGUGAGCCCCAGGCCAUGUGCUACAUUGAAACAUCCAACUUAGAUGGUGAAACAAACCUGAAAAUUAGGCAGGGCUUACCAGCAACAUCAGAUAUAAAAGACAUUGACAGUUUGAUGAGAAUUUCUGGCAGAAUCGAGUGUGAAAGUCCAAACAGACAUCUGUACGAUUUUGUUGGAAACAUAAGGCUUGAUGGACAUAGCACUGUCCCCCUGGGAGCAGAUCAGAUUCUUCUUCGAGGCGCCCAGUUGAGAAACACACAGUGGGUUCAUGGAAUAGUUGUCUACACCGGACAUGAUACCAAGCUGAUGCAGAAUUCAACAAGUCCACCACUUAAACUCUCAAAUGUGGAACGGAUUACAAAUGUACAAAUUUUGAUUUUAUUUUGUAUCUUAAUUGCCAUGUCUCUUAUCUGUUCUGUGGGUUCAGCCAUUUGGAAUCGGAGGCAUUCUGGAAAGCACUGGUAUCUCAAUCUAAACUAUGGUGGUGCUAAUAAUUUUGGACUGAAUUUCUUGACCUUCAUCAUCCUUUUCAACAAUCUCAUUCCUAUCAGCUUGUUGGUGACAUUAGAAGUGGUGAAAUUUACCCAGGCGUACUUCAUAAAUUGGGAUCUCGACAUGCACUAUGAACCCACAGACACUGCUGCGAUGGCUCGAACAUCUAAUCUGAACGAGGAACUUGGCCAGGUCAAAUACAUAUUUUCUGAUAAGACAGGCACUCUGACCUGCAAUGUGAUGCAGUUUAAGAAGUGUACCAUAGCUGGAGUUGCAUAUGGCCAUGUCCCUGAACCUGAGGAUUAUGGCUGCUCUCCUGAUGAAUGGCAGAGCUCACAGUUUGGAGACGAAAAAACAUUUAGUGAUUCAUCAUUGUUGGAAAACCUCCAAAAUAAUCAUCCAACUGCACCUAUAAUAUGUGAAUUUCUUACAAUGAUGGCUGUUUGUCACACAGCAGUGCCAGAGCGAGAAGGCGAUAAGAUUAUUUAUCAAGCAGCAUCUCCAGAUGAGGGAGCACUGGUCAGAGCAGCGAAACAACUGAAUUUUGUUUUCACUGGAAGAACACCUGACUCAGUGAUUAUAGAUUCCUUGGGGCAAGAAGAAAGAUACGAAUUGCUCAAUGUUCUGGAAUUCACCAGCGCUAGAAAAAGAAUGUCGGUGAUUGUUCGCACUCCAUCCGGGAAGUUACGACUUUACUGCAAAGGAGCUGACACUGUAAUUUAUGAUCGACUGGCAGAGACUUCAAAAUACAAAGAAAUUACCCUAAAACAUUUAGAGCAGUUUGCUACAGAAGGAUUACGAACUUUAUGUUUUGCCGUGGCUGAGAUCUCAGAGAGCGACUUUCAGGAGUGGCGAGCCGUCUAUCAGCGUGCAUCCACAUCCGUGCAGAACAGACUGCUCAAACUCGAAGAGAGUUAUGAGUUAAUUGAAAAGAAUCUUCAGCUACUUGGAGCUACAGCCAUUGAGGAUAAAUUACAAGAUCAAGUGCCUGAAACCAUAGAAACUCUCAUGAAAGCAGACAUCAAGAUCUGGAUCCUUACAGGGGACAAACAAGAAACUGCCAUUAACAUUGGACACUCCUGCAAACUUUUGAGGAAGAACAUGGGAAUGAUUGUUAUAAAUGAAGGCUCUCUUGAUGCAACAAGGGAAACUCUCAGUCGCCACUGCACUACCCUUGGUGAUGCUCUUCGAAAAGAGAAUGAUUUUGCUCUUAUAAUUGAUGGGAAAACCCUCAAGUAUGCCUUAACUUUUGGAGUAAGACAGUAUUUCCUGGACUUGGCUUUGUCAUGCAAAGCUGUUAUUUGCUGCAGGGUUUCUCCUCUUCAAAAAUCUGAAGUUGUUGAGAUGGUUAAGAAACAAGUCAAAGUCAUAACGCUUGCAAUUGGGGAUGGAGCGAAUGACGUCAGCAUGAUACAGACGGCCCAUGUCGGGGUUGGGAUCAGUGGCAACGAGGGCCUUCAGGCCGCGAACUCCUCGGAUUACUCCAUAGCUCAGUUCAAGUAUUUGAAGAAUUUGUUGAUGGUUCACGGUGCCUGGAACUAUAACAGAGUCUCCAAGUGCAUCCUGUACUGCUUCUACAAGAACAUAGUCCUCUAUAUUAUUGAGAUCUGGUUUGCCUUUGUUAAUGGCUUCUCUGGACAGAUCCUGUUUGAGAGAUGGUGUAUAGGUCUUUACAAUGUGAUGUUUACAGCAAUGCCUCCCUUAACGCUUGGAAUAUUUGAGAGAUCAUGCAGAAAAGAGAAUAUGUUAAAGUAUCCUGAAUUAUACAAAACGUCUCAGAACGCACUGGACUUCAACACCAAGGUUUUCUGGGUUCAUUGUUUAAAUGGCCUCUUCCACUCAGUUAUUCUGUUUUGGUUUCCACUAAAAGCCCUUCAGUAUGGUACCGUAUUUGGAAAUGGGAAAACCUCUGAUUAUCUGCUGUUGGGAAACUUUGUUUACACGUUUGUGGUGAUAACCGUGUGUUUGAAAGCUGGAUUGGAGACCUCAUAUUGGACAUGGUUCAGCCAUAUUGCGAUUUGGGGCAGCAUCGUACUCUGGGUGGUGUUUUUUGGAAUCUACUCAUCUCUGUGGCCUGCUGUUCCGAUGGCCCCUGAUAUGUCAGGAGAGGCUGCCAUGUUGUUUAGCUCCGGAGUCUUUUGGAUGGGCCUGUUGUUUAUCCCUGUGGCGUCUCUGCUUCUUGAUGUGGCCUACAAGGUUAUCAAGAGAACUGCUUUUAAAACAUUGGUAGAUGAAGUUCAGGAGCUGGAGGCAAAAUCUCAAGACCCAGGGGCAGUUGUGCUUGGAAAGAGCCUCACGGAGAGGGCGCAACUGCUCAAGAACGUCUUUAAGAAGAACCACGUGAACUUGUACCGAUCUGAAUCGCUGCAACAAAACCUGCUCCAUGGGUAUGCUUUCUCACAAGAUGAGAACGGGAUCGUCUCACAAUCUGAAGUGAUUAGAGCAUAUGACACCACAAAGCAGAGACCCGAUGAAUGGUGA